Molecule: messenger RNA, 6050 nt
Organism: Calypte anna (Anna's hummingbird)
Lineage: Eukaryota; Metazoa; Chordata; Aves; Apodiformes; Trochilidae
Gene: SMURF1
Product: SMAD specific E3 ubiquitin protein ligase 1
Exons: 18
Coding region: 212-2401 (729 amino acids)
Biological process (GO): ubiquitin-dependent protein catabolic process; negative regulation of BMP signaling pathway
Molecular function (GO): ubiquitin protein ligase activity; protein binding
Source: RefSeq, a predicted model, not a curated record
GGAAGUGGGCGGGGCCAAGCAGCGCUCCGCGGCCGGGCCGGGCCGGGCGGGUCGGUCCUGGCGGCGGCGAACGGUGGAGGAAGGAGGAGGAGGAGGAAGAGGAGGAGAAGGAGAAAGAAAAGGCCCGGGGAGCCAACGGCCUCGGGGCCCGCAUGGCGGGGGGGGGUGAGGCCGCCGGGUGAUCGCGGCGCUCCCGCUGCUCCUCGCCGCGAUGUCGAAUCCCGCGACCCGCCGGAACGGUUCCAGCAUCAAAAUCCGCCUCACAGUAUUAUGUGCCAAGAACCUUGCAAAGAAAGAUUUCUUCAGAUUUCCUGACCCAUUUGCAAAAAUAGUUGUUGAUGGAUCAGGUCAGUGCCAUUCCACUGACACUGUGAAGAACACAUUGGACCCCAAAUGGAACCAGCAUUAUGAUCUAUACGUUGGGAAGACAGAUUCCAUAACCAUCAGUGUGUGGAACCAUAAAAAAAUCCACAAGAAACAGGGAGCUGGCUUCCUGGGGUGUGUCCGACUCCUCUCCAAUGCCAUCAGCAGGCUAAAAGAUACUGGAUACCAGCGUUUGGAUCUAUGCAAACUCAAUCCCACAGAUACUGAUGCUGUACGAGGCCAAAUAGUGGUCAGUUUACAGACACGGGACAGAAUAGGAACAGGAGGUUCUGUAGUAGACUGUAGAGGACUUUUGGAGAAUGAAGGAACCGUUUAUGAAGAUUCUGGACCAGGAAGGCCACUGAGCUGUUUUAUGGAGGAACCAGCACCCUACACAGACACCACAGGGGCUGCUGGGGGUGGAGGCUGUCGCUUUGUAGAGUCCCCCAGCCAAGAUCAGAGGCUUCAGGCACAGAGACUUCGGGCUCCUGAGGUCCGGGGUCAUGUCCAGACGCCUCAAAACAGACCUCAUGGCCACCAGUCACCCGAUCUACCAGAAGGCUAUGAACAAAGAACAACGGUACAAGGACAGGUUUAUUUUUUGCACACGCAGACUGGAGUCAGCACAUGGCAUGACCCUAGAAUACCAAGAGACCUUAACAGUGUGAAUUGUGAUGAGCUGGGACCCUUGCCUCCAGGCUGGGAAGUUAGAAGUACAGUUUCAGGAAGAAUUUAUUUUGUAGAUCACAACAACAGAACCACACAGUUCACAGAUCCACGACUACAUCACAUCAUGAAUCAUCAAUGCCAGCUAAAAGAGCCCAGCCAGCAGCCUCUGCCAGCUCCAAAUGAGGGGUCACUAGAAGAUGGUGAAGAGUUGCCUGCACAGAGAUAUGAAAGAGACUUGGUACAAAAGCUGAAAGUUCUUAGACAUGAGCUCUCUCUUCAGCAACCACAGGCUGGUCACUGUCGCAUUGAAGUAUCCAGAGAGGAAAUUUUUGAGGAAUCCUACCGUCAGAUCAUGAAGAUGAGGCCAAAGGACCUGAAAAAGAGGCUUAUGGUGAAGUUUCGAGGAGAGGAAGGCCUGGAUUAUGGAGGAGUAGCAAGAGAAUGGUUGUAUUUACUAUGCCAUGAAAUGCUGAAUCCCUAUUAUGGACUCUUCCAGUACUCCACAGAUAAUAUUUACAUGCUGCAAAUCAAUCCAGACUCUUCUAUCAAUCCUGACCACUUGUCUUAUUUCCAUUUUGUUGGUCGGAUAAUGGGUUUGGCUGUGUUCCAUGGACACUAUAUCAAUGGGGGGUUCACAGUUCCCUUUUACAAACAGCUUCUGGGGAAGCCCAUUCAGCUCUCUGAUCUGGAAUCUGUUGACCCAGAAUUACACAAAAGUUUAGUCUGGAUCUUAGAGAAUGAUAUCACCCCAGUUCUGGAUCAUACAUUUUGUGUGGAACACAAUGCUUUUGGGAGGAUUUUACAGCAUGAGCUCAAACCAAAUGGCAGGAAUAUUCCAGUGACAGAAGAGAACAAGAAAGAAUAUGUCAGGCUUUAUGUAAACUGGCGAUUUAUGAGAGGAAUAGAAGCACAGUUCCUGGCACUACAGAAAGGUUUUAAUGAACUCAUUCCUCAACAUCUCCUGAAGCCUUUUGACCAGAAGGAACUUGAGCUAAUCAUAGGAGGCCUGGAUAAGAUAGACCUGAACGACUGGAAGUCAAACACACGACUCAAGCACUGCAUGGCAGACAGCAAUAUUGUGAAGUGGUUCUGGCAAGCAGUGGAAACAUUUGAUGAAGAAAGGAGGGCAAGGCUGCUGCAGUUUGUGACGGGCUCAACACGUGUCCCACUUCAAGGUUUCAAGGCUUUACAAGGCGCUGCAGGACCCAGACUGUUUACCAUCCAUUUAAUAGAUGCAAACACAGACAACCUUCCAAAAGCCCACACUUGCUUUAACCGGAUCGACAUUCCGCCUUACGAGUCCUACGAGAAGCUUUAUGAGAAGCUGCUGACAGCUGUGGAAGAGACCUGUGGGUUUGCUGUGGAGUGAAAAAGCAACCAAAGGAAAACAGAUGCUAGCUCAUGGACCACCAAAUCAAAAGCUAGAAGAAGCUUGCUGUGAACUUCCUGCUAAGCUGUCUGAAGCAUCUGAACUCUGGACAACUUAGAGAUGGGGCUGUUUCCCUUCUGCCAGUGGUGGAUGAGGGUGGGGGUAGGGGCUUUUGUUGGUGGUUUCCAACUCUUUUGUUUUCUCCCCUUUGUUACAAUAACCCCUCCUCUCUUCUUCCAUCCCCCAUAAAAAAAAAAUGCAGCCAAGUUCAGCAUUUGGCUUUGGUUACACAGGCUAUUCUGCUAGAUUUGUAACACAUAUUGUGAUAGGGUCAGUGACCUGUGGGGUUUUUUUAAUAGGAGAAUCAAAGUGUAAUUAAGAACGAGCUUGAUUUGCUGAGGACUUGUCAUAGGUAGAUGUACCUGGUUAAUUUGUCUUAAAUCAAGCUUGAGCCCUUGUAGAGCCUGGUGGGUGCAGAGUGUCUGACUGGCACUGGGAUUUGCAUUGCACAUUUUAAACACCUGUUUAAAAAGUAAACUUCUAGCAGAAAAUACCUCCAUAUGAACACUUAACUGAAAGGUAAGAAGAAAUCCAAGCUCUGCCUUAGCAGGAAGCUCUCAGUGAAGCUGUGGCUCACCUUGAGAAAAGUGAAGGAAUCUGGGACAGCUCAAAUGGUAUUCUAUGAUUUCUUUUUGGUUGUCCUGGCUGAACUCUUAAUUGUUUUGCACAUGAAAACAACUCUUUCCUCCUGCAGAAUUGCUUUCCAUAGUUUGUUUCAGAUGUCAGGACCUUGCAGAGAAGCCUUGUAAGGAGGAGACAGAGGAUAAAAACCUAUUUGAUUCCAAAGCUGUAAUUUCUGUGCCACUGUUUUACCCAAGAUGUGUUUGUGUGACUUCAAAUUCUAAGACUCACAUGGAAAUCACUAAAAGCAAAGUUAACAGAGCAGAAUUCCAUGCCAAAGUUUUUGGCCUUGGGAGAGGUUUCUUUAGAGGCUGAGGUAAAAGGGUAACUUUAUAGUGAGUACAUUUUAAAUGUUACAGAAAGCUAUUGGAAUAAUUUAUGACUUCAGUUCCGUAGGGAUGGAAAUUUCUCUGGAGAGUCAUGUAAGACAAUUUUAAAAUUUUUUUUCAGAUAUCUGAAACUAAUAUUAAAGGUUUGUUCUCUAACACAAUGCUAAAACAAUAUCCCAGGGAAAACAAAAGCAAAUCAAAUACCUGAAUCACUAACAUUUUUUCCAGUGUGCACACCAAGAUGAGACAGUACUUUAACAAGUAACACGGCUUCACAAAGGCCCAAGUUGUCUGUCAAAUAUGUCUAAACUAAAGUAAAGCAGACUUGCUUGUAUAGGAUUUUUUUUUCUUUGGCAAGUCUGAUUUUUAGGGAGAUUGAUUACUGAAACAUUUAACAGAUGUUAUGUUUAUGGAAUAGUGCAUUGAAAUUCAGCUGUGGGUAAGAGACCAUUCUUAGGAGAUGUCUACUGGAAUACGUCUAUUUUGUCUUUUUUUUUUUUUUUAAUUGAAUUUGAUAAUAGCUUUAAACUGUGAUAGGACAGAAAGUAGACACUUGUCGAAACCCUGGCAUCUUUGUUUUGUUUGUUUGUGGUUUUCUUUUCUCCAUUGACCAUAAUUCUUGUGAUUUGUUGUUGUCGGGAGUAAGGAUUGCAUCGGAGGUAUAAAAUUGUACCAUAUUGUGAGAUUUGCACAGGGUGGGUAAAGAUGCUUUUCCUGCACAGCUGUACUGGAGAGGCAGAUUUAGACCUGGGUUCUGUAGCAAUCCCUUGGCACUUGGGGACCAGUUUCUGCAGUACUGGUUGUUGGGACAUAAAUGGAACUAUGGGACUCUUGAAGAAAAGAGAAGAAACAAAACUGUCUGCAGAGAAGCACCUGCACGGUCUUGGGCUGAGUAGCAGAACCCCACCCCAGCCCUGGAUUUUCCAAAUGGCUGUGAAGUCAUCACACCUGUUCAUAGAGUGUAUUUAAUCCUUUCAGUAUGUUUGAAUGUGCAAUAAACCAGUCAGAUAGGAAAAAACCAGAACAAAACAAAAACCGACAAAACUACCACAAAAUGGAUUAUUGCCCAGAAGCUUUGCACGCAGUCUCAUGGAUUUUCCACAAAAGAAAAGAGUUAAAAAACCCCAGAUACUAGAGCCCACCACUACUAAAAAUCCUAUCACACAAGCUCUACCUGCAGCACAACCAGCUCAGUAAAAACCAAGUGAGGUGUGAGGGGAAAGGCCCUCGAUUUGGAGAUCUGUAGGUCAAGUAGCUUUAUGUCAACGACACAGUUGACAUAUGGUAGUUCCUAAUGUCUUUGCUAGGUCAGUGUUUUAUUGAAUGCACAAAAUAAGAAUAGGCAAGGGUUGUUGUUUUGAAAAGUCUGUCUGUUUGUUGCUGUAUUUAAAAGCCCUCAUCAAGGUACCUCCUCCAUGCUGACAGUGGCGAGAAUGGGGCACGGUCUUUUUUUUUUUUUUUUUACUACUUCUGUUCCUUUUUUUAAACAGUUUCACCACCUCUCCCAUCGAGUUGUUCUUUGCAAUUUUGUGCCACUUCAGUGAGGACGAAGACAUUUUCCAUAUUGUUCUCUACGUGUAUUUUAGGCAGGCCUUAAAGCUGGGUGGGUGGAUGGAGGAAGAACAAAGCUGAGAGGCAGGAUGGGGGGACAGCAAUGGCUCCUUCCUCCCCGUGGCUGCUUUUAAGGUCAGGGAGGGAUGAAAGGUGACCAAGAGUUCGCAUACCUUGAGCCAUUGCCUCUCUCCAGGUCCCAAGAGCUGUUUGGAUAACCUCAGCUAUCUGAAUCUCUGUGUUCAUUCCCACUUGGUCUGCCAGCACUUGGACUGGUUGUUUGUUACUUCUCCAACUUGCCCAAAGAAUUACCAUCAAGUCUGGUGUUUGUUUUGUCAUGACACGUUCCACUCUUGGAUCUGACCUGCAGGAAAUAGGUACAAGCGUGUCUUUUGUUCCUGUCCUAAAGGCAAACCUAAAAGCUGGUCCAUUGGCACUGCUCAUCAGCCUAAACUAUAUGCUCAGGGAUGUAGGAAAACCACCACUUUGCUCGUCUUUUAAAUCAGGAAGAAACGAGGCUGUUUUCUGAAUGUCAGCGUUAACUUGGGCAUUAUGUUAGAUGAAACCCUGCUUCCAAAAGGCUGCUCCAAGCUCCAGAUGGUGAAAUCAGCGUUUGCUCAGUGGUCUGUGCUCAGUUCAAGUCAAGGUGGUUCUGAAAUCCAACAGAUUUUGUAAAUUAGGGAUCCAUCCACCAAGCCCUCUGGAGCCAGUGCCCAGGUUCAGGGCCGCUGUGGCACAGCAAGUUCCCAGAAACACAGUAAGGAUCUGGUUUUAAUUUGUUAAUUUUUUUUUGUGUGUUCCUCAACCACUUUAUAAUGUAUUUUUUUAAUUUAUUAUUUUGUAAUGUCAUGUUUUAAGUAUUGCUGCUAUCCUUGUUAUUCUUCCCACUGUUUUUAUUGCAGAUUUAUUUUGUGAAAGUUGUACACUAAUGUUUCAUUUUAUGUCUAAAAUCAAAGUAUUUAAAGAAAUACUAGUUCUAUUUAAUGUGGUUAUGGAACCAGCUGGAAUAAACAGUGAUUGUAUAGUAGGCUGGACCCAGGAGGUCAUGUUCAUUUUUGUUACAUAUGCAAUAAACUCACAACUUUAAA